AUGAAAACACCAACAUUUUGUUUUUCCUACAUGAAAAUUUUUUUCUUUUUAUUCAAUUUUGGUGGAAUCAUAAUAAGAGGACAUCAUUUAACAGAAAAUGAUUUUGAUGAUGAUGAAGACAUGAUGAUGAGUUUAAGUUUGGCUGUGAAAGACAUAAUAAUUGGUUUACCAUCAUCUCAUGUGACAUUACUUUUUGAAAAUAUCACAGAUUCAACGUUUCCAAUGAUUUUAAGUAAAACAUUACAAAAAUCAUUAAUAACAACAAGUAUAUACACAAUUGAAAAAGGAGAAAAUCAAAAAGAGGUUGAACAGGAAGAUUUAAUGCAUCGAAAAAUAUUAUAUAUUUUAUAUAGAGAUCAUAAUUUACGUGAUAAUGAUUUUUUUUCUGGACAAUUUGAAGCAAUGAGAAUUUCAUUGUUGACAAAAACUCAAAAUGGAAUGUUCGUCCAAAAUUUAAUUUAUAAUCGAUCGACAAGGUAUAAAUAUGUUGAUCCGCCUGAAAGACUUCAAGGUACCGGAAUAUUUACAAAUGGUACAUUUUCAGGAGUUUUGGGACAAGUUUGGCAAAGAGAAUUUGAUUUUUUUAUGGGAGAUGUUACGAUAACAUACGACAGAGCAAAAACAGUCGAAUUUACAUUUUUUACAUUGGUCGACAGCGAAGCAUUUGUAACACACAGGCCUAGUAAAUUAAAUGAAGCAUUUGCAUUGAUAAGACCUUUUCAAUGGCAGGUUUGGCCGCCUAUUCUAUGCACAUUUACAAUAUACGGCCCGAUAUUAUUUUUCAUAAUAGAAUCACAAAAUUAUUUAAUGAAAAUAAAAAGGGAUUCGAAAGAAAGGAAAAAAUUAUUUUUUCAUUGCGUUUGGUUUAGCAUUUCGACAUUUUUAAAACAAGGUGGUAUAUAUCCGUCAAAAAGUCACAAAGUGCGAUUAUUAUUAAUAAUAGUUACAUUAGCUGCAACUUAUGUCAUCGGUGAUAUGUAUUCUGCUAAUUUAACAUCUCUUUUGGCGAGGCCAGGUAGGGAAAAACCAAUAACGGUUUUAGAACAACUCGAUACGGCCAUGGAAACAAGAGGGUAUCAAUUAUUGGUGGAAAAACAUAGUUCUUCACUCACAACACUUCAGAACGGUACGGGAAUUUAUGAAAAAAUAUGGGAAAAAAUGAAAAAUCAAAAAAAUUAUUUAAUCGAAUCAGUCGAAUCUGGAAUGAAAAUGGUACGAAAAAAUAAAAAUAUCGUUAUUUUAGGGGGUAGAGAAACUCUUUAUUUCGACAGCAGAAGAUUCGGUUCUUAUAAUUUUCAAAUGAGUGAAAAACUUAAUACGAGAUAUGCAGGAAUCGCCAUGCAACUCGGUUGUCCUUACAUAGAAAAUUUUAAUAAAAUUUUAAUGCAACUUUUCGAAGGUGGAAUAUUAACUAAAAUGACCGUAGAAGAAUAUGAAAGAUUAGGAGAAGAACAAAGAGCCGAAUUUGAAAACGUUAAAAAAAAAAAAAAUGUAUCGCAAAUAAAAAACGAAGACAUUCAAAACGUUGAAGAAGAAGAAGAAGAAAUUUUAGCAUCGCAUGUAAAUUUAGACAAAGAUGAAAAAGAAUCCAAUCAUCAAAAUUUAGGGUGCUUUUUACAUUUUAUUCAUCGGUUAUCUUUUAUCAGGUUUUACGCUUUUCUUAGAAAUUCAAUUUGA
This is a messenger RNA of Pediculus humanus corporis (human body louse), 1677 nucleotides long. Its product is annotated as glutamate receptor U1 precursor, putative. Gene Ontology annotation, molecular function: ligand-gated monoatomic ion channel activity. The transcript has 15 exons. Lineage: Eukaryota; Metazoa; Arthropoda; Insecta; Psocodea; Pediculidae. The coding region runs from base 1 to 1677 and encodes 558 amino acids. The record is from RefSeq and is a predicted model, not a curated record. Gene Ontology annotation, cellular component: membrane.